This is a messenger RNA of Fibroporia radiculosa, 3708 nucleotides long. RefSeq lists its product as uncharacterized. The record is from RefSeq and is a predicted model, not a curated record. The transcript has 9 exons. Gene Ontology annotation, molecular function: phosphatidylinositol binding. NCBI's taxonomy places the organism in Eukaryota, Fungi, Basidiomycota, Agaricomycetes, Polyporales, Fibroporiaceae. Bases 1 to 3708 code for a protein of 1235 amino acids. Gene Ontology annotation, cellular component: intracellular membrane-bounded organelle.
AUGGUCGUCUCCAGCAAGCAUACAGCCAUAUUUAUCGCCCUCUUCGCUGCUCUUCUCCCUCUCACUGUCCGUGUCGCGUCGUCACCCCUCGCACUCGUCCUUCUACUGCCUGUCCUCACCGUGUUUACUGUGUUCGGAUUCCUGUUGCUCAACAUCGCGCUGGGCUAUGCAUUGGACUCUACCAGACCCGCCAGUCAAAACACGCUUCCAUACGCAGCACGGCCGCUUGCAUUCUCCACACCAGCGGCAUGGCAGGCUGUUCUAACGCGUUCCCAAUGGUCGCAUAAGGCUCCCCAGACGUUGCCUCAGCUGUAUCCCGAAUCCCCGGCCACCUCAGCCGCACUCAAUGAUAUACUGAUUAUGAUUGUAAGAGAUUUUGUACUUGUGUGGUAUAAAGAAAUUUCGUCCUCGCCGUCGUUCCCCACUGCCGUCUCGUCGGUGUUACACAGCUCCUUAGAACAGCUGUUGAUUCGUGCCACGACCCUCGAUAUUCCUGCUCUCAUUGCUCGACGGAUAGUUCCCAAGGUGACGGCCCAUAUCGACCAGUUCCGGCAAUCUGAAGUCGCUUUGCGAGGCGCGGGGCUAGAGCGCAGGCUCACGCAGUCAGAGGAACUGGAUCUGUUACUGGCUAGUCGCUAUGCCGGCAGAGGAGAUGGGAAGUUACACCGCGCGGUGGAUAAUCUCUCCUCCACUUUCACGAAGCAGACAGAAGAGCAUCACCUACGAGAGUUGGUUGACAAGGCGCUUCCGCUAAUUCUCCCGGAGAAGGAUGCAAAGAGCGAGGCCGUCAGGAUUGUGGUCAAGGAGCUCGUUGCUUGUUCGAUCUUAUAUCCUAUCAUGGAGAUGCUUGCCGACCCCGACUUUUGGAAUCGCUCCAUAGAUUUGGUGGCAGGAGCGGCCAUUCGUCAGCAGAGGCUCGUCUCCAAGGUUCGAAAUAUACUUGAGGCUCAACUGCCUCGUUCGCAAGUUCGAACAACAGAGCCAAGAUCAUCGACAACAGAGAAGAUCACCAUUCGGACUGAUCCCAGACAAUUUGAAUCAUUCUUACGCAGCAUCAGUCGUUGUUCUUCGUUGCUGGACGCGAGACGAUUGAAGAACGACGUCAUGAGUGAGAUCAGGCGGACGCGGGUACUACUAGCGAAUCAUGAAAAAGACGAUUGGAUAAACGGCGAGAAGACGGAAGAUAUCGUGGCUUUCCUGGACCGCUUGUAUACCGCCAAACGCAAAGCAGAGAAGCGGAUAGUGGUGUUAGGUGGAGAAGCAGAUCCGCGUCAGCCCACUUAUUCCGAAGCACCGUCCACGUCUCGCAUAUCGCUGCGCGAUGUUUUAACAAACCCGAGCUCCCUAUCAUAUUACAUGGAAUUCAUGGAUCGCCGACAUCGGUCUCUACUUGUGCAGUUCUGGUUGACUGUGGAGAGCUUCAAGAAUCCUCUGGAAUCCGUAGAUUCCGGGAGCUCCGAUGAGGACGAUGAAGCUGUAUUGGAUCCCGCCCGCUCUGCUACUCUGAAAGAAGACAUAUCUAUGAUGAAAGAUUUGUACUUUUCGGGAUCUACUCCCGAUCCAGUACUGGCCUCCGUUUCGCAGAAGCAUGUGAAUGCUAUUAAGACAUUCGGUUUGGAUGAGAGGAUCCCUACGUUGGUGGCGGAAAGACGAGUGCGAAGGAGCGUGAUGCUGGCACAAAGACAGGUGGAGAAGGACAUGGAACAGGACUUUGAAGAUUUCCAACGGUCGGAAUUGUGGUUUCAUGUUGUCGGCGACAUAGAAGCCACCGGGCGGACAAGAAGUGCUGUGUUAGGUCCAGGGAGGGAUGAUGACCCCAUGUCUAUCUCGCGGACUUCCUCGGGGACUUCAGCAUCGAUGUCUACAUCUGUCCAACAUGGUGCUUUCCAUGUCCCGCGGUCUUCCUCCACUCCAAUCCUAAAUCUUCCACCUCAAUCUAGAACUUUCCGCUUGGAUGAGUCUUUGCCAAUCACGCCCGUUAUCAACCCUCUACCUCGCGCGUCUACUUCAAAUCUUGAACUCCUUAUGUCUCCUAUCCCUGCAUCCCCUUCAAUGUCAACCUCCAGAGCGCCUUUAUUUGACGAUCCAGAAGACGCAAAAAUGACGGAGCAGUCCAGACGAAUGGACGCUAUACAGGCAGCACUGACCGACAUUAUUGCCCUGGACGGCCACGAUAAUGCUCGGGGGAGGGUAUCAACCACGACCGGGGAGACCACAGAGUUAACUGAAAGCAUGGUUGAGGAAAGGGCACGAGGCGCAGUAUUCGACGAUGUUGACGAAGAAGACGAUGGACAGGAAGAACGGGACGACGAUAUUCAGAAGGAACAUGGUUCUUUUCAACUUGCCGGACCAGGCGAUCUGCAAUUAUCUCAUGAAAUCAUGAGGCUUGCCAGUAAGGUCGACGCCUUACACUCCCAGAGUGCGAUGCUGGACACGUUGAUAAAAAAGGCAGAGCUCACGGGAGAUACGCAGGAACUCAAGCUUUUGCGUAAAUCUCGGUCGUCACUCGCAAGAGAGCUCCGAGAACUGAAUUUCCAGAAAUCUCAGUAUGAGCAACAAGAAUCUGCGAAUCGUCUUGUCUCGGAUCGUACCAAGGUCGCAAUCGUCAAUUCGGCCGUGGGGGAAGAAGACGGGAAGUCUGUGGUCCGAUACUUGGUUGAAGUUCAGCAGUUGGCGCACGACGGCCUGUUCUCUUCAGGUUGGGUAGUUGCGCGGAGGUACAACGAAUUCUUCACAAUGCAUAACAAGCUCAGGGAACGUUAUUCCUUUGUUCGCAACCUGGACUUCCCCGGUAAGCGCCUUGUGACAGCAUUGUCGGCUAGCUUCGUAGACUCCCGGAAAGCUGCAUUAGAGAAGUAUCUACAGAGCUUAAUUACGAUUCCUGCUGUUUGUGAGAGCGAUGAACUACGCAUGUUCUUAUCACGCGAUUCGCCUUUCAUCGCGGCUGAGUCUUUGAAUCCUAGUACCGCAGCUCCUGCUCCUUCGUCAAGCAAGGGGAUCGUUCGCACAGUUUACCAGUCAGUUGCUGAGAGUAUUGACGAUAUGUUUUUUGGGCCAUCCAUGUUGGACGUGAUAAUCCAGCGCCUCACCACACAAGCGGCUGAAUUCGCUGGGAUCGUUGGUAGUGGUAUACACGAUGAAGAUCUCGUCGCCCAGGUUUUAAAGGCGUCCGGAAAGACAAGCUCAGAUGAUACACUUCUCCAGCUUCCAGGAGACCUCAAACCAUUACAAGGGGAGACCAGUAGCUCCUCGUUCUCCUCACCUAUAUGCGACCUGGUCCUUGCGGUCUUUGAACUCGACAAGAAGAAUAAUUGGCUCAGACGACAGGCCAUUGUGAUCAUCUUGCAACAGGUUUUUGGCGAUACUAUCGAGCGAAAACUGAGGGAGACGUUCAAAUCAUAUAUGGAUGAAUCUCAUAUAAUGUCUUACAUUAACAUCUUCCGUGACAGUCUAUGGCCGGGCGGCAAGUUGAAGCCUCCCGGCGCACCUCGUACGACAGAAGAGAAGUUGCGCGCGAAGGACGAAGCAAAUCGUAAGCUUUCGGCGUUGAUGCCAGAUUUGGUCGCGAACAUGAUUGGGAGAUCCAAUGCACGUCGCGGUGCACGAAGAAUUUUUGCUGUGCUACAGAAUCGGCGGCUGAACCAGCACCUUCUCUAUACAAUUGUGGAUGAAGUUUUCGCUGCUCUCUUCCCUCCGUCAUCGUCGUAG